Molecule: messenger RNA, 1676 nt
Organism: Engraulis encrasicolus (European anchovy)
Lineage: Eukaryota; Metazoa; Chordata; Actinopteri; Clupeiformes; Engraulidae
Gene: comta
Product: catechol-O-methyltransferase a
Exons: 6
Coding region: 120-914 (264 amino acids)
Biological process (GO): catecholamine catabolic process; dopamine metabolic process; developmental process
Molecular function (GO): catechol O-methyltransferase activity; magnesium ion binding
Source: RefSeq, a predicted model, not a curated record
AGGAGAGAACUGUUCUUGUGUGCGAAAGGACCCUGAGAAAAGGAACGCUGCAAAAGAGAAAGAAAAAGGGGUGAAAAGAGGACCAUCUGUAAACGCUCGGAGACAGCUGCAGCAGGAACAUGCUGCUGGGUGUGCUGACGGGAUGCGUGCUGGGGGCAGCUGUCGUCUACGUGCUGGUGGCCUGGCUCAUCCCAGCAGCUGUGCAGCACAACGCCUGGGCCGCGCUGCUGUGGCAUGAUGUCAUCGUGGAGCGCUUCCUGGACUUCGUCACGGGCUCCACUCGGCCUCAGCGUCUUCUCAAAGCGGUGCAGAAGAAGGCCACCAGAGGGGAUCCCCAGAGCGUCAUCGCCACCAUCGAUCGCUUCUGCAGAGGCAGCGAAUGGGCCAUGAACGUGGGUGAUGAGAAAGGGGUCAUCUUGGAUACGGUGGUGUGUGAAGUGAGUCCUGGCUCGGCGCUGGAGCUUGGCACCUACUGUGGGUACUCCACCGUGCGCAUUGCCCGCCUACUGCCCCCCGGAGCCAGGCUCAUCACGCUGGAGUUUAACCCAGAUUACGCCAAAGUGGCUCGCCAGGUUAUCGAUUUUGCUGGAUUAACGGAGAAGGUGCUAUUGGUUGAAGGCCCCUCCGGCGACCUGAUCCCCAAAAUGAAGGAGCAGUACGGCAUAACGACGUUUGAUUUGGUGUUCCUGGACCACUGGAAAGACCGAUACCUUCCCGACACGAGAUUACUGGAGGAAUGCGGACUGCUUCGUAAAGGCUCCAUCCUGCUAGCAGACAACGUUAUCUGUCCUGGAACGCCUGACUACCUGGCAUACAUCCGAAGCAGCCCUCGAUACGAGAGCAAAUACUUCAAGUCUCACCUUGAGUACACAAAGGUGGAAGACGGCCUUGAGAAAUCCAUUUUCUUAGGCUGAAUAAGCACUGCGGAAGGCACGAUUUUGCCAAACGAAGGGCACAGUACCAGGGACCAAACCAACAUCUUUGAAGCAACUGCCAUUUCAUAGAUCAUUGUAUGGUACAUGACAAAGGGACUAAAUGUGAAGAAUGAUUUAACUAUUGCAACGUAAAUUGCUGAUGUGCUGACGUAUUAAAUGAAGAUUACUGUGUGUGCUUCAAAUCAUCCCAUAAAGCUGAAUGUUUGAGACUAUGUUUACAUUCAAUGUUAAGUGUAUCACUUGGCUUUUUAAUCAUUGUUGCUGCCAUUGUACAUUUUUGCUGUUUUAGCUCUAUCAUUAUUUGCACAACACUGCCCUUUAAAGGCAAAGUGUGGUAACGGUCAACAUAGAAACUGUCAAAAAGGCUUCUAACACUGCCAUACCCUCAUGUCAAUCAUGCUGUGCAUAGAAUAGUCAUAAUGCUUUUAUGCACUUUUAUGACACAGACAAAGGAGUGUUAUAAAGUCAGUAUUCAGUCUAAAUCUAGUGUAUUUUCUGCCUUUUGGCUUUGUAUAGCAGAACUGACUGUUAAUGAAAAAAAUUGAUUAUGAGGGAACUGAAUAACUGCCUGGGCAAGAGUUGAGAACUACAAGUAAAAUGUGAGCUUCCAGCUCUCUUUCGACUCCACCCUUUUGGCCUUUCAAGAACUAUAAUACUUUAAAUCCAUGUGCACACCAGUCUAUUGUCCAUGCGUGUUGUCUUGCUUUUUUUGUAUGGAAAAUAAACAUCUUGUAUAACUUU